Molecule: messenger RNA, 1271 nt
Organism: Aspergillus vadensis CBS 113365
Lineage: Eukaryota; Fungi; Ascomycota; Eurotiomycetes; Eurotiales; Aspergillaceae
Product: mitochondrial 54S ribosomal protein mL61
Exons: 2
Coding region: 483-1271 (262 amino acids)
Cellular component (GO): mitochondrion
Molecular function (GO): structural constituent of ribosome
Source: RefSeq, a predicted model, not a curated record
GUGGGAUGAUUGUUCUAAGCUGUGAGUCACAACUUUAGUGCAAUUCCUGGAGCUAAUGAUGCAUGUUGGAGUCAUCAGGCUGUAAGGGAAGGCUGAACCGGGCAGGAUUAGACUCGGUGAAUGCGAGUUCCUUUGGAAUUAAACGACAGAAUGGAGGGAAGACUUGGGCAUUGUCUGAACUAGAAGGCGCUAGGCGUCUGGGUUCAGUCAAAGGAGUCAUCACCCAAAGUUGUCUAAUAAUGACAGACUAUCAUCAACAUCGCCGCAGCACAUUAUCUUAGAAUCACGUGAUCUGAUAUCGGCUGCUUUUCUUUCCGCCGGGGAUCCCAAAAAUCAACGGGAGACAGCUCCGAAUCAGCAGCCAUCUAACCACCCCGUCGUCGGCCCAUCCAGAUCAAUUACAGCCGGGCGCGACCUGAAAAUCCCAUCCCUUGACAUAUCUCCCAUCAGAAAGUAGUCGCUCAGGCGCUCCAACCGUCACAAUGGUCAACCUCUUCAAGCGGAUGCGGAAGCUGAAAACCGGUAUGUUCUCAAUCUACAAUCUCAUCCAGCUCCCCUUGUACUCCAACCCAACCCGACCAUUCCAAUCCCUACCCAUCGAUGCCAUCCCUCCCAUAUCGGAAUCAAUCAACCAACCCAACCAUCCGCCGGAGAAACCCAUCAAACCCAACCCUACUAACACCCAAUCCCAGCUCCUCAACAUCCAAGUCGGCACCGGAGCCGCAACCCUCCCCACUGUCGCAAACGCCUCGAAAGAAUUCCCCGCCAUUACGCGGCUGCACCUCACAUACGCCCGCAAGAUCUACGGCGGACACCAAGGCGCGCGACAUUUCUGGCGCAACUGCCUCCCCCGGCUGAAGUACCACAACCCAGCGAUUCCCAUGACGGUGCGCCAAACAGAGGAACAAGAAGGCCCCGCCGCAUUGACGAUUUACUUCGCCGAGCGCGCCAGCAACGCCGCAUCCCUGCUCUCCGCCAAGGACGUCACGGACAAGCACGCCCCGGCCCCCGGAGAGGCGGAGCAGACCGCUGUUCUGGAUGUGAAGAACCUCGACUACAAGGAUAUCUGGGCUAAGGUGAAGAACAUGACGGGCGCGCAGGAGAUUCAGCCUACUCCGGAGCAGGAGUCUGAGUUGCAGAAGUUGGAGCAGUUGAGGCAGCAGAGUGAUAAGGAUCGCGCGCGUAUAGCGGCUAUUCGUCAGGCUAAGGCGGAUCAGGAACGUAUGUUGCAGGAGGCUAGGGGUGAGGUGGAGAAGUUGAGGCAGUUGUAG